Messenger RNA from Pogonomyrmex barbatus (red harvester ant), 2734 nucleotides. It is a transcript of the gene Pex5, whose product is annotated as peroxisomal biogenesis factor 5. NCBI's taxonomy places the organism in Eukaryota, Metazoa, Arthropoda, Insecta, Hymenoptera, Formicidae. Gene Ontology annotation, molecular function: protein binding. Gene Ontology annotation, biological process: protein import into peroxisome matrix, docking. Gene Ontology annotation, cellular component: peroxisomal membrane; cytosol. The record is from RefSeq and is a predicted model, not a curated record.
AUAUACGUUUGCACGUAGUUGAGAAAACCGAACAUGUCUCAUCCAUCAGCUUUACAUAUCUAUCUCUCUCUCUCACUUCUACGCGCCGAUCUAUCGCGCGCGUUCGAUCGGCGGGCAACCACACACCAACCACACACCAACCUUCUUUCUCCCCCCCCCCCCUUCCUAUGGUACAAAGUCUCGAUCAUCAAAAUCUUGCUGAUCGUUUCCAAAGAACACGUCAUGGUAACGCGAAGUGUGUAGCGACAAGGGCGAAACAGACAAGAGGGGUGACGAACGUCGAAGUGAUUUUGUCAAUUGUCGUUUUUAGACGGAUAAUAAACAGCAUCAGCGAAACUGGCUGACUAACUUUAUUCGACAAGUGCGCCUUUUUUUUACAAUCGCUUCGAAUACCAAAUUCACGAUCGCAGCUACCUUCUUAUCGAACGGAAUAAUAAUAUAAUAAUAUAGAAACAUGGCAUUCCGUGAAUUAGUGGAAGGAGACUGUGGUGGUCCCAGUUCCCUUGUGCGUCUUGCAUCGCACUAUGUACAAGAUCAUGGUUUUAAGGAAGAAGGAAUUCAUCGAUCUUUCAGUUCAUCCGAAACUUUUCAAACUCCAAAUGCAGAUCAAUUAGUCCAACAGUUCUUAGAAGAACCAGCCUGCCCACAAACAUUUCGAAUGGACAAUUUAUUGGAGGAAAUGAGAAAGAUCGAUCAAAAUAUUCCUUCAAAAACUGGAUCUGAAUUUAUGAAAGAAAUAAAAAAUGAUAUGGACAAGACUUGGAAAAAUUCACUUACAUCUUCCAAGCAUCUAGAGACUCUUAAUGUGUAUGAUAUAUGGAAUUCAUCUGUAUUGCCUCAAGAAAAGAAUACAUAUGUCGACGUGAUUCAUGAACUUGGUUCAUUUGAUUUCGAUCCAAAAUGGGCGGAAGAUUUUCUAGAAUAUAAAACAGAUGCCACACAGGGAAAUAAAAAUAAUAUUGCUCAAACCACAGAAGAUGGAAAAUUACUCACUCAAGAGGAAAAUACAUAUGUUAAUAGGAUUCAUGAAUUUGGUUUAGAUCCAAAAUGGGCGGAAGAUUUUCUAGAAUAUAAUACGGAUGCUGCACAGAACAACAAAAAUGACAAUGUUAAGUUAAUGGAAGAUAAAGAUCCAAAGUUUGCACAUUCAAAGUUUAUGAAAUUUAUGGAACGAGAAAGUGAUUCAGAAAGCAGUGAAACGACAAUUAAUCUAAAAGACACAAGUGAUGAAUGGAUAGAACAAUAUAUAGAUAGAAAAACAAAUAAUAAUGCAACUAGUCAUGUCACUAAUGACAACACUAUCUUGAACAAAGUAGAAGAGGAAUUGGAAGCUGCGGGUACAUGGAUAGACGAAUUUACAAAAGAAAAUCCUUCUAUAGAACAUGAUAUGGAGUCAUCGUGGAAGCGACUUCAAGAUGAAUGGAAUAAAAUCUCUGCAGAUAGUCUCUCCUCUUCGCAUCCGUGGAUAUCAGAAUUCGACACGUAUUACGAUCCAUUUAAUAAAGAAUAUGAUUUCUCUGAAACGAAUCCUAUGAAAGAUUUGCCAAAUGCAUUGGCCGAAGGCAAGAGACGAUUAGAAGCAGGAGAUUUACCAAGUGCUGUACUCUGUUUUGAAGCUGCUGUCCAGCAGGAUGAAAAUAAUGUUGAAGCCUGGCUACUCCUUGGCAAAACGCAGGCUGAGAAUGAGCAAGAUCCUUUGGCAAUUUCUGCUUUAAAUCAUUGUCUCUGCUUGGAUCCAUCAAAUAGUGUUGCUCUCAUGGCGUUAGCGGCUUCUUACGCGAAUGAAUCUUAUCAAAAGCAAGCUUGUCUAACGUUAAAGGAAUGGCUAUUAAAGAAUGAGAAAUAUAAACAUCUUGCAGAUCCAGAAUCCAAUCUUAAGAAAGAUGAGCAUUCAAAUUUCGGUGUAUCUACUUUAUUAUACGAUAAAGUAUAUGAUGAAGUCAAAGAUCUAUAUAUUCAAGCUGCAAGACUGAAUCCCCGAGAUGAAAUUGAUGCGGACGUACAAUGCGGAUUAGGUAUAUUGUUUAAUUUGUCGAGUGAUUACAACAAAGCUGUAGAUUGUUUCCAAACUGCGCUGCAAGUGCGUCCUGACGACUCCAGACUGUGGAACAGAUUGGGUGCCACUUUAGCUAAUGGCCAACGAUCGGCGGAAGCUGUAAAUGCGUAUCAUCGUGCCUUAGAAUUAUCGCCUGGGUUUAUUCGAGCACGUUAUAAUCUCGGCAUAUCUUGCGUUAAUCUCGGGGCAUAUAAAGAAGCAGGAGAACACCUUUUGACAGCUUUGAAUCAACAAGCUGCAGGAAGAGGUCCACAAGCUAGUAACGUACCUCCUAAAGCAAUGUCAAAUACAAUAUGGUCCACAUUAAGAUUAGUUAUAUCGUUAAUGCAUAAAUACGAGUUGAUGGAAGCUAUAGAAAACAGAGAUUUGCCAAGGCUAAAUAAAGAAUUCGAAAUAAUGUAAAUGGACAUAAAUGGACAUAAAUGUAUUCAAGAAUUUACACAAUGAUUCAUUUAUGUGAAUCUUACAGGUAUACAUUCAGAAUUAUAUAGGUAAUAGAAUUUUUUUCAAUAUAUUUUGGUAUUUAGCGAAAUUCUAGAACAUUUUAGACAAAAAUUUUAGACUAAAUACAAAAAUGUAUAUAUAGAUGACAUUUAAAAUAUUGAAUUAAAAUGCACUUUUAUGUAUUCUUUAACUUUUUCCUGUAUAUGUAAGAAAUAUAAAAUUGAUGCAGACAGC